Messenger RNA from Raphanus sativus (radish), 1441 nucleotides. RefSeq lists its product as uncharacterized. The record is from RefSeq and is a predicted model, not a curated record. NCBI's taxonomy places the organism in Eukaryota, Viridiplantae, Streptophyta, Magnoliopsida, Brassicales, Brassicaceae. The coding region runs from base 679 to 1233 and encodes 184 amino acids. The transcript is spliced from 3 exons.
UAAUAAAUAUUUACAAAAUUAAUAAAAGGUUAAUGCUUAAUAAAAGAAAACAAUAUACUUAUCAAAAUUAUACAAAAAAUACUUUUAACAAAAAAUAAUACAUCAUAUUACCCUAAAUAUUUUUUUUACAUCCCGCCCGCAGGGCGGGUUUUUCCUAGUUUUUCAUAUAAGCUAUGUGAAUGCCGACACAGAAGCCUUGUUCGUUCUGUAUAUGAACUUCCAGCGCUCAGUCUUUGGAGAUUGAAAUCAAUAAGCACUCAGUCUAUGAUGUUUUGAUCAUUUACCGAAAUGUAGUAAAUACAUAUAAUUAUAGAGACAUCCAUGAACUUGUAAUGGAUUAAACAAUUCAUUAAUUCAGUUUUAAAAUGAAAAGAAAUUACCAAUUGUUGAUAAAAAAAAGAAAUGACCAAUCACAUAACGUAGUACAAAAAAUUGCAACUACUAUAAAAAUAUAAUUUUACUGUUGACAAAAACCAUCGUGUACUGUAUAUAUAUUGAAAAUAAUAAUUAAAUACAAAAAUCAUUUUAUAAAGCAUCUUGUAUAUAUAUACUCACAAACCCCCAUAACAUCUUCUUCGGUAUACGCCUUCUAUUCCCUUGACAACAUCAAACUUUAAACCCCUAUAAAUCAAGAAAGAAGAAAGAGAAGAAGAAUCAACAAAAAACCAGAAGCAAUCAAUGUCUUAUUCUUCCCUCAGAUUGCCCGUCUUUCUCAUUCUCUCAUCUCUUCUCCAUGCCGCUUUAGGGGAAGAAAUCUUUUGCGAGAAUCUGCCCACUAGUAUGUGCGCGUUCUCGAUAUCGGCUUCCGGAAAAAGAUGUUUAUUGGAGACAGCUAACGUCGCCGGAGAAUACACUUGCCGGACUUCCGUGGUGGAGGUUGAAGGAAUUGUAAACCACGUGGAGAGCUAUGAGUGUGUAGCCGCUUGUGGUGUUGAUCGGAAAACCGUAGGGAUCUCAUCGGACGCAAUGAUGGAGGCAGGAUUCGCCACUAAGCUUUGCUCUCCGGCUUGUUUAGAUUAUUGCCCUAACAUUCUUGAUCUUUUUUUCAAUCUCGCCGCCGGUGAAGGUGCAUUCUUACCUGAUCUGUGUGAUGCACAACGGACAAAUCCACACCGUUCGAUGUUGGAAAUGCUCGGUUCAGGCGGGGCUCCUGGGCCUGCUUCUGAGACUGCUCCAGGCCCUGUCUCCGACUCCGACUCCUCAGCCCCUGCUCUAGCUCCGGCUGCUAUGUAAAAUUAAUGUAAAUAAUUUCACGUGUGUCAUAUUUAUGUUUAAUAUUUCGAUUGUUGAUCCAUAAUGAAUCAUAUCUCUUUAUAUGAUUUGAUCUAGCUCAUCAAUUGAUUCAUAUGAGAAGAGGAUUCAGAGUGAGUUUGAUUUGUGGGUCUGUUUCGUAACAUUUCCCAAUGUACUAAAUUUUAGCAAAAAAUAAAAUAAAAUUUCC